Messenger RNA from Oryza brachyantha (malo sina), 2440 nucleotides. RefSeq names its product pentatricopeptide repeat-containing protein At1g69290-like. NCBI's taxonomy places the organism in Eukaryota, Viridiplantae, Streptophyta, Magnoliopsida, Poales, Poaceae. Gene Ontology annotation, molecular function: protein binding. The coding region runs from base 1 to 2016 and encodes 671 amino acids. The transcript has 2 exons. The record is from RefSeq and is a predicted model, not a curated record.
AUGCGCGCUCUCCUCCGCCUCCGCCGCCGGCUGCCUCUGCCCAUAUCUACGAGGGCCUUCUCGCCGUCUCCUCCUUCCUUUGGACCCCAUGAGAUCCCCACCGUCUACUCCUUCCUCCAGCCUUCCGUCUUCGCGCCGCGGCCGAAACCCCAGCCGCCGCCGCCGCCCACUACGCCUCCCGCCCCAGGCCGCGCACCCAAGUCGCUGCCCGUCGGCGACGCCGUCGCGCUCGAGGACGAACUACUCGCCGCCGUCUCUGAGGACCGCUCGGACGACGCAUGGCUCGCGUUCAGGUCCCUUGCGUCGGCCUCCCUGUCGCUCUCGCCUCCCGCCGCCGCGGCGCUCGUCUCCCACCUCGCCGCGGCGCACCACCGCCUCGGCCUCAAGCGUGCAUUCGCGGCCGCUGUGUUCCUGCUGGAGAAGAGCCCCCACGCGGAACCCGUCCCGGAGGCCGCCCUGCAGGCCGUCUUUACUUCACUCGCCGCAGCGGGCUCCGCUGCUCCGGCUCUGGCCCUCGUGCGCGCUCUUCUGCGCUGCGGGCGCCGACUCCCGCCUUUCUCCACCUGGGGCUCCCCGCUUGUAGAGGUCACGCGCGCUGACACGGGCGCCUUUGCAGCCUUCUUGAAGGUCUUCGACGAGGCCUGCAAGCAAGUGGUGGCGGAGAAAUCCCCUUCAUCGGCAGCGGCAAUCCGUCCUGACCUUUCUUCCUGCAAUGCUAUUCUUGGUGGCUGCUGCCGCCUGCUCGGCUCAGUCACAGACGCUGAGAGGGUAUUGGAAACCAUGUCGGCUAUUGGAGUGUCACCAGAUAUGGAUAGCUUUGGAUGCCUUGCGUUCUUGUAUGCUUGGAGAGGCAUUCCAAGCCGCGUCGAUGAGCUCGAUAACUUGCUGGAUGCUUUAGGAUUCAGCAAGAAGACUUUUUUCAAGAAUUUGAUCAGUGGGUAUUUGAAAAGCUGCAGCUUUGAGUCAGUUUCAUCAGUCAUUCUUCGUGCAGUGGAGGAGAGAAGAGUUGGGGAUGGCAGCGCAUUCGAUUUGGAAAGCUAUACAGAGGUUGCACAGUUUUUUGUUGAUAGUGGGAGGAUCAGGGAAUUAGCUCAAUUGAUCAUCAAAGCACAGGAAACUGAGUCACUUCAGCAAUCGCUGGCGGUUGAGGAUUCUGUUGGGUUUGGGAUUGUCAACGCUUGUGUUGAGCUUGGCCUAUUGAACAAAGCUCAUAGUAUACUCGAUGAAAUGACUGCUCAAGGAGCGUCUGUGGGGCUUGGUGUAUAUUCCUCAAUCCUGAAAGCAUAUUGCAAGGAGCAAAGGACUGCAGAGGCUGCACAGCUCGUCUCAGAGAUUAGUGCGGCAGGGAUACAGCUUGAUGCUGGCAGUUACGAUGCUCUUAUUGAUGCUUCUAUGACAGCCCAUGAUUUCCUAUCUGCAUUUUCUCUCUUCAAGGAGAUGCGAGAGGCGAGGCUACCAGAUCUUAGGACAAGCUAUCUUACUAUAAUGACAGGCUUGACAGAGAACAACCGUCCUGAGCUUAUGGCAUCAUUUUUGGACUCAGUGGUUGAUGACCUGAGGAUAGAAAUUGCAACGCAUGAUUGGAACUCAAUAAUACAUGCCUUUUGCAAGGUUGGCAGGUUAGAAGAUGCUCGAAGGACAUACCGAAGGAUGGUAUUCCUGAGGUAUGAACCAAAUAAUCAGACCUACCUUUCGCUAAUCAAUGGGUAUGUCUCAGCCGAGAAAUACUUUAGUGUGCUUAUACUAUGGACAGAAGUGAGGAGGAAGGGGGCUGAUUUCAACCAUGAGUUAAUUGAUGCAUUUCUGUAUGCAUUGGUCAAGGGUGGAUUUUUUGAUAUGGCAAUGCAAGUGAUUGAGAAAGCACAGGAGUUGAAAAUAUUUUUGGAUAAGUGGAGACACAAACAAGCGUUUAUGGAGACUCACAAAAAACUGAAAGUAGCAAAGCUGAGAAAGCGAAAUUUCAGGAAAAUGGAAGCUCUGAUCGCAUUCAAGAACUGGGCUGGUCUUAAUGCAUGACCUUAAAAUCUUUUCAGUCUAUCAUGAUUGACUUAUUGACACGUGUUUAUCUGAGAUGGCAUCCCAAAGUCCUUUUGGGAGUAGCAGCAGCGGACCUUCAGAAUUGAACAAACAAGGGGCUUUGUGAUCAUGUAAAUUCUGACAAGGAUGUCCACAGAUGCAGAAAAACCUGUUCAUCCAAGAAAAAUAAAGACAACAACACAAAUGAUCAGAUUCUCCCCAGAAAGGAGUCGCCAUACUGCAACAUAGAAUUAACAAACAAGGGAUACCCACAGCCUUGUGAUGAUUAACCAUUUUUUUUGGCAAGUGUAUUUUCAGCAGAAUGCAUAACAAGUGGUAGUAGUAGAGAUGGAUAUACUUAGAAAUACUUUGCUGUGGUAGAAAUAAUAAACUGUUAACUCUCAAUAAAUGAUGUGUGCUUCAA